AUGCAAUUAGCAGCUGCCCCUAACUUGGGUGAUUAUAUCCCUUGUAUUGCUCCACUUGACCUCCAAGGGUUCACAAAGCGCAUGAAGGCAGUUAACAAGGCGUUUGAUAACUUUUUUGAGAAGAUCAUUGAUGAGCAUCUUCAAUCUAAGGAUGAAGACCGAACUAAGGACUUUGUUGAUGUCAUGGUGGGCAUCAUGGGGUCUGCAGAAUCUCAAUACAGUAUCGAACGCUCCAAUAUCAAAGCCAUAAUAUUUGACAUGCUCGUGGCUUCGAUGGACACAUCAUCAACAACGAUAGAGUGGGUGCUCUCGGAACUCAUGAGGCAUCCACAUGUAAUGAAGAAAGUCCGAAAAGAGCUAGAAGAUGUAGUGGGCUUGGAGAGAAUGGUUGAGGAAUCAGAUUUGGAGAAAUUGGAGUAUUUAGACAUUGUAGUGAAGGAAACCCUGAGGCUACAUCCAGUGGCACCAUUGUUGAUCCCUCAUGCAGCCAUUGAAGAUUGCACCGUCAAUGGAUUCCACAUACCGAAAGCCUCGCGCGUUAUCAUAAACGUAUGGGCAAUUGGGAGAGACCCAAGUGCUUGGACAGAUGCUGAAAAGUUCAUACCAGAAAGGUUUGUGGGUAGUAAUAUUGAUGUUAGGGGAAAUCACUUUGAGCUUAUUCCAUUUGGCUCUGGCAGAAGAAGGUGUCCUGGAAUUCAAUUAGGGCUUACCGUGGUCCAAUUAAUCGUGGCACAACUUGUGCACUGUUUUGAUUGGGAGCUUCCAAAUAGCAUGUGGCUAAAUGAGUUGGAUAUGAGUGAGGAGUUUGGUCUUACGGUUCCAAGGGCCAAGCACAUCUACUGGCUAUUCCUUCCUAUCGACUUCACAAAUGAUCACAUAAUUUGUCAUUCUACAUUUGUUUUCGUCACCUGA
Messenger RNA from Prunus armeniaca (apricot), 912 nucleotides. The record is from the annotation of a GenBank genome assembly. NCBI's taxonomy places the organism in Eukaryota, Viridiplantae, Streptophyta, Magnoliopsida, Rosales, Rosaceae.